AUGAUGAACAAAGACACCCGGAGAAGACCAUGGUUGCUCGAGUUGCGCUCAUCGAAGCAAAUGAUCGCCCUGGGGGUGUUUUCAACAACCUUCACCGAUGGAUUUCUCUACGGAAUCAUCGUAUCUGUGCUUCCUUUCUCACUGACCGUCCGAUCUGGGGUUCCAGAAGCCGAUGUCCCGUUCUGGACAUCGAUCUCUCUAGCCGUUUUCGGAAUUGCCAUGACACUUGGUGCCCCCAUAGCAGGAUGGGUCGUCGGGAAAUGCGAGAGACGACAGAUACCGUUCUUGGGCGGGCUCUCUUGCGCAUUCGGUGCGACAAUGUUAUUCAUGCUCGGAGUUAAGCCAUGGCUCAUAAUCGUCGCGAGGAUACUUCAAGGUCUAUCUGCGGGCGUUGUGUACACCGCGGGUCUGACGCUGUUGGUUGAUACCAUUGAGUCGCACGAGCUGGGACCCUGGAUUGGCUUUGGCCUCUCGGGCAUGAAUUUUGGGGUACUCGUAUCACCUACUCUCGGGGGUAUAGUAUAUGAGAAAGCAGGGUUCUAUCCUGUCUUCAUCAUGGCGCUUGGUGUUGUCUUCGUCAACCUGGUGCUCAUUCUGCUCAUGAUUGAUAAGAAGACUGCUGCACAAUUCGAAGGACAGACUGGCAUAACUCAAUGCCCCUCCACUCUGGAUCAAAGCCAGAGGAAGCUUUGCAUCGCGAACGGGAAGCGGCGGUUAUCGAGCGUCGAAGACGGCCCUCCUGACAUCACGACACCACUCAUCUCACACUGUCGUGAAAUGCCUGAUGUGGCUAGGAUUGACCCUUCUUGGUGGACAGUUGUCGGAGGGUUUCUUCGCGAUCAGCGCGUUUUUGCUGCACUAUACGGAUGUCUCAUUAACACCAUCUUAGUCACCGCCAUGGAUGCCGUGUUGCCAAUAUUUGUGAAGCAGACUUUCCACUGGGUGUCCGGUGCCACUGGAGCCAUGUUCUUGAACUUGACCCUUCCAUCAUUGAUAGCUCCAUUUAUUGGACUGAUCUCAGACAAGUACGGGGUCCGAUUCAUCUCUACCAUCGGGUUCACAUGUUCAGCUGUGGCUGUCGUUCUUCUCUCUUUCAUCGAAGGCGAUGACAGCACAAGCAAGGUGAUGGCGUGUGUCCUGCUAUCGUUUGUCGGCAUAGGUCUGAAUACCUCGCUGGCUCCGUUAGUGACGGAGAUACCUCGCAUUGUGGAGGCUAUUCAAGUGAAACAACCUGAGAUAUAUGGCGGCAAAAGUACUGUCACAGAGGGCUAUAUGCUUCUUGAUGCUGUGUUUGGAGCUGGUACUGUCUUCGGGCCAUUACUUUCAGAGCUUGUAUUUGAUAUGUAUGGGUGGACCGCAUGCACCGCUCUACUUGGAUUACUCAGUCUCUCGGCCAUAGUUCCGGUGUCAUUCCAUCUGCCCCCGAAUCCAAAAGGCCGAUGA
Messenger RNA from Penicillium bovifimosum, 1443 nucleotides. RefSeq names its product MFS transporter. The record is from RefSeq and is a predicted model, not a curated record. Lineage: Eukaryota; Fungi; Ascomycota; Eurotiomycetes; Eurotiales; Aspergillaceae. Bases 1 to 1443 code for a protein of 480 amino acids. The transcript is spliced from 4 exons. Gene Ontology annotation, molecular function: transmembrane transporter activity. Gene Ontology annotation, biological process: transmembrane transport.